CUCGGGCGAGCCGCACGGCAGGGCGCUCCGAGAUAUUCGGGGAUCCUCACAAUGCUGUCUCAGUCUCACUCAUGCAUGAAUGCAUCAAGCUGGGGGACUCGGGAGCUCCAUCGACGGACACAAAAUCAAUGCUUCAGCAGCGUAACUUAUCUUGUUCUGGUGUCCUCCGACGAUCACACAGGUAGAGCAGAAAUUUCUGACGAAAUGCACUGGUCCAGGUAAUGACUCGCCCUGGACCAGACGUGAAUGGUCAUAAUAGUGUACACUCCAUUGUCGGUAAAGCAACGCGAACCUCGACCCUGCAUGGACAGACCCAUCUGCAGCGUCGCCUGUGAGAGGCGUGCUGCAUGGCCUAUGUCGCAAGUAGUUUACUUGCUCUUAGGGGGCUCAGCGCAGCCGCAUGCCGGCCAGGCGCAGCUCCCGCCGUUCUUCUCGACGGUGGCGCACUUCACGGUGUCCUACAUAGCGUUUGUGGUGGUGGUGGUGGUGGUAGGUAGUGGUGGUGGUCGACAACUGAGCUUGGGGGGUAGUACGAUGGGACUAGCCUUCUUAUAUACCACACCUAUCGUGAGGACAUGCCGCGCGGCGAGAGCACACCUAGUCCGGAUGUCCAGACUGCGAUAUGCAAUGCAGCUCGUCUGGGCUGUAAUUCGCUUAACGCUACUGGCUGCGUCAAGGUUAGGCACGCAGGUACGAAACGCCCACCACGUAAUUGGCUUGUGGCGGGCGAAUGAGAGAGGAAGCGUAUGUCACCGUUAUAGCACCGGGCGGUGGCAGUGAGCUGUCAGAAUAUGGCAACUUGCGCUUCAAUGCCUCUCGUGCAUCCUCGACGUUUGACUGCUGCACCUUACAGGUGAUGCGCGGUCU
This is a messenger RNA of Rhodofomes roseus, 867 nucleotides long. RefSeq lists its product as uncharacterized. Bases 247 to 780 code for a protein of 177 amino acids. The record is from RefSeq and is a predicted model, not a curated record. NCBI's taxonomy places the organism in Eukaryota, Fungi, Basidiomycota, Agaricomycetes, Polyporales, Fomitopsidaceae. The transcript has 3 exons.